UUCACUCUCCGCAGUGAGAGACAAAAUGAAAGUGGAAAAAUAUUAAAUAUAUUUCGACUGCCGGAGUGUAAAGAUGUUACCCCAAUGGAUUCCUCUACCGCUGCUCCUGCUCCUUAUACACCAGUCCGGAGCAGCUAGCUUCUGCACCAAGGCGGAUCAGUGUGCCCUUGGUGAGGAGAUUAAGCCAGUGGCAGGUUCAGUGCCCGCCCAGGCACGCUACGAUUACACGCGGAUCUACCAAGUGGAACUGGCUAGCAAAGAGCAUGUUCGUCUUUUUCAAGCUCUGGAGCUGGCCAGCGAUUCGUGCUCCUUCAUGGGCCAUGCCCGUGUGCCGGGCCAGAAGCUAACCAUCAUGGUGACGGCCGCCAAGGUGGCUGACUUCGAUGACCUGGUGCACAGCUACAACGUGACCCAUCGCAUCCUGAACCACAAUUUCCAGGCUCUGAUCGAUGCCAACUACCGCGAGGUGGCACCCGAGGGUACGACACCCGAGCAGUUCGACUGGAAACGCUACCAUCCGCUGGAAAGCAUCUACGACUGGCUGGAGAGUCUGGCCAAGAAGCGACCUGAGGUGGUUAGCCUAUUGGACCUGGGCGCAAGCACUCAGGGAUUGCCCAUUAAAGGUGUGAGGAUCGGUUUUGGCAGGGAAAAUCUUACGAGUGUCUUUGUGGAGAGUGGCAUCCAUGCUCGCGAGUGGAUUGCACCUGCCACGGCCACCUAUUUCAUCGAUCAGCUGCUGAACUCUGAAGAUCCAGUGGACCAGGAAAUGGCACGCUCUUACAACUGGCUGAUCUUUCCCAGCGUUAAUCCCGAUGGCUACCGCUACACCUUCCAGGGGGAUCGCAUGUGGCGCAAGAAUCGAGCUCUCUUCGGCAUCUGCCGGGGUGUGGACCUCAACCGGAACUUUCCCUUCCACUGGAAUGUGACCGGAGCGAGUGGUGAUCCCUGCCGCUAUGAUUACUCAGGACCUUCGGCGGGCAGUGAGGUGGAGACGCAGAGGAUAGUGCAAUUCCUGGAGCAAAAUGUCCAUUCCGAGAGGAUUCGCACCUUUAUAUCGCUUCACAGCUACUCCCAGAUGAUCAUGUUCCCCUACGGACACAGUGCUGAACGUGUGGAGAACUAUCAGGACCUGAAGGAGAUUGGUCAGCUGGCUGCCCAAAGGAUCAAGGAUGUCAGUGGACGAAUCUACAAGAGUGGCAGCAUAUACGAGACCAUCUAUCCAUCGAGUGGCGGCUCCAAAGAUUGGGCCCAUGGACACCUAAAGAUACCCAUCACCUACUCGUACGAGCUACGCGGACCGGCGGACAGCGAGGAUCUGUUCAUCUUGUCCGCCGGCGAGAUUGAGCCCACGGCCGGUGAAGCCUUCGCCGCACUCCAGACGAUCGUGCAGGAGGCCGACAAACGUGGCUAUUACCAGUGAUCGGUUGCUCCGGCUCCAGCUGCAGCGGCAAUUCCGAUUCCGACCUGGAGCUUGGAUCCGAUGGGGGACGAUGCUGCGAUGCUGCGAUGCAGCUAUGCAGCGAUGAUGAUGAUAAAUGUCGUCUGGCCUGGCAGUUCACAUGAAAAACACAUUACGCGCCAUCGUUUCUUAAUGCUAAAUAAUGAUGGCAAAAUCAUGACACAAAACCUCAUAAUAAUGUUGGUAAAUCAAAGCAAAUAUAGUCAGACUCGAAGCAACCUUACAAAAAUAGUUGCAACUAUUACA
Messenger RNA from Drosophila serrata, 1705 nucleotides. Its product is annotated as zinc carboxypeptidase. NCBI's taxonomy places the organism in Eukaryota, Metazoa, Arthropoda, Insecta, Diptera, Drosophilidae. Gene Ontology annotation, molecular function: metallocarboxypeptidase activity; zinc ion binding. The record is from RefSeq and is a predicted model, not a curated record. Gene Ontology annotation, biological process: proteolysis.